Paramacrobiotus metropolitanus is the source of this 702-nucleotide messenger RNA. Its product is annotated as 40S ribosomal protein S14. Gene Ontology annotation, molecular function: small ribosomal subunit rRNA binding; structural constituent of ribosome; mRNA 5'-UTR binding. Gene Ontology annotation, cellular component: ribosome; cytosolic small ribosomal subunit. Gene Ontology annotation, biological process: translation; ribosomal small subunit assembly; maturation of SSU-rRNA from tricistronic rRNA transcript (SSU-rRNA, 5.8S rRNA, LSU-rRNA). The transcript has 3 exons. The record is from RefSeq and is a predicted model, not a curated record. Lineage: Eukaryota; Metazoa; Tardigrada; Eutardigrada; Parachela; Macrobiotidae. The coding region runs from base 144 to 599 and encodes 151 amino acids.
AAAAGCAAAUUGUUUAUCAAAGAUUCCUGACGUUCCUUCUGAUUGCAGCAGAACAUCUAGAAUUGGGAAGAUUUUGAGAUUUGCCAAGAAUCAUCCGCUAUUUCGUGUUAUUUUCCCAUAUAAUCCUUAAGAACUAAUCAGUUAUGGCUCCCCGUAAAGGAAAAGUACAGAAGGAAGAGACCGUCACCACGUUGGGUCCCCAGGUCGCAGAAGGAGAGAAUGUUUUCGGUGUGGCUCAUAUCUACGCUAGUUUUAACGAUACCUUCGUCCAUGUGACGGAUCUGAGCGGCAGGGAAACCAUCGCGCGUGUAACUGGUGGUAUGAAAGUCAAGGCCGAUCGUGAUGAGUCCUCUCCAUAUGCGGCUAUGUUGGCCGCUCAGGAUGUGGCGGAAAAGUGCAAAUUAGUGGGCAUUACGGCGGUGCAUGUGAAGAUCCGUGCCACCGGCGGCAACAAGACCAAAACACCCGGACCAGGUGCGCAGUCGGCGCUGCGAGCCAUGGCUCGUGCUGGAAUGAAGAUCGGCCGUAUUGAGGAUGUAACUCCAGUACCAAGUGACUGCACACGAAGAAAGGGAGGUCGCCGUGGUCGUCGUCUGUGAGGAGUAAUAAAUUUAUUAUGUUUUGGUACGGAAUUUCUGCUGUCUGUCGGAUUGCGCAUUUCCAUCUAACGAGACUGUCGGUGAAUAAAAUUACCAGCAAGUA